AUGAGACUCGUAGUCUGGUUUCUUUCUCUGCUCACUGUGUUCGGCUCUGCAGAAUGUGGGAAUGUUUUAGUUUGGUUUACUGAGGGCAGUCACUGGAUCAAUCUGAAGAUUGUGUUGGAAACGUUGAUUGACAGGGGACACAAUGUAACAGUGCUGGUUCCGGAUGCCUCUCUCUUCAUGAAAGCCAAAGAAUCGGAUCGCUUCUCCUACCAGCCCUUUAACGUGGCCGUGGAUGAACAGGAGAUGCGAGACUUCAUUGAGGAAUUUCUGUAUUUCUCAGUGUAUGAGACUGACCAGUUAAACUUACUGCAGAUUCAAAUGAAAGUCUUAGAGUUUACUUCUAAACUUCAGGAUAUGUCUAUAUCAUACUGUGACGGCAUUCUGAAAUCACCAGAGUUGAUGGACAAAUUGCGGAAUGGAAAGUUUGAUGUUGUUCUGUCAGAUCCGAUCUACCCGUGCAGCGAUAUUGUGGCUGAAGAGCUGAACGUUCCCUUGGUUUUCACGUUCCGGUUAUCCAUUGCUAACGUUGCAGAGCGGGUGUGUGGCCAGAUACCAGCUCCACCAUCUUUUGUUCCUGGAGCCAUGAGUAAACUCACUGACAAGAUGAGCUUUACGGAGCGAGCCAAAAAUAUGCUUUUCUACCUUUCUCAAGAUUUGCUUGCCACUAUUGCUUGGAGAAAAUUUGACAACUAUUACACUGAAUAUUUAGGACGGCCCACUUCAUUUUGUGAGAUGUUGGGUAAAGCUGAUAUCUGGUUAAUCAGAACCUACUGGGAUUUUGAGUUUCCACGGCCAUUUCUGCCCAACUUCAAAUACGUUGGAGGACUUCACUGCACCCCUGCCAAACCAUUACCCAAGGACAUGGAGGAGUUUGUACAGAGCUCAGGAGAUGAUGGGAUUGUGGUCUUCAGUCUGGGGUCUAUGAUAGACAAAAUGCCCAAAGAGACGAGCAAUAUGAUCGCCUCCGCACUGGCACAGAUUCCACAGAAGGUUUUAUGGCGAUAUGGUGGAGAGAAGCCAGAUACUCUUCGUGAAAACACCAGAAUCUAUAAGUGGAUCCCUCAGAAUGAUUUAUUGGGUCACCCCAAAACCAGAGCAUUCAUCACUCAUGGAGGCACUAACGGCAUAUACGAGGCCAUUUAUCAUGGCGUUCCAAUGGUUGGGAUCCCCUUGUUUGGUGACCAAGCUGAUAAUUUGGUUCAUAUGAAGGCCAAAGGUGCUGCUGUUGUCAUGGACAACAUUAAAACCACAAGCGGAGACAGCUGGUGA
Messenger RNA from Sinocyclocheilus anshuiensis, 1269 nucleotides. Its product is annotated as UDP-glucuronosyltransferase 2A1-like. Gene Ontology annotation, molecular function: glucuronosyltransferase activity. NCBI's taxonomy places the organism in Eukaryota, Metazoa, Chordata, Actinopteri, Cypriniformes, Cyprinidae. The transcript has 6 exons. The record is from RefSeq and is a predicted model, not a curated record. Bases 1 to 1269 code for a protein of 422 amino acids.